GAUUACAGCAGAGUUGCUACGUCUCCUCUGUGCAGAGUCACAAGUCAAAGAGCAAAUAAAAAUGUAUGAAGGAGUUCCAGUCUUGCUCAGUUUACUCCAUUCUGAUAAUCUCAAACUUCUAUGGAGUGUAGUUUGGAUUCUGGUACAGGUUUGUGAAGACCCUGAGACUAGUGUGGAAAUCCGGAUUUGGGGUGGAAUAAAGCAUCUCCUUCAUAUAUUACAGGGGGAAAGAAAUCUUGUUUCCGAUCACUCUUCAGUUGGAAGUUUAUCUAGUGCAAACGCAGCAGGGAGGAUCCAGCAUCUUCAUUUGUCAGAUGAUUUGAGUCCUGAUGAGAUGCAAGAAAAUACUUUCUCACUGCAAGCAGCUUGUUGUGCUGCAAUUACUGAACUGGUGCUCAAUGAGACUAACGCUUACCAGGUUGUACAGGCAAAUGGAAUAUAUACAAUAGCAAAGCUGAUUUUACCAAACGAAGAAAGGAAUGCUGAAAAAGCUAAUUUAUUACAGUGUUAUGCAUUCAGAGCCCUGAGAUUUCUCUUCAGUAUGGAAAGAAAUCGACAUAUCUUUAAAAGACUUUUCCCUACUGACUUGUUUGAAAUCUUCAUCGAUAUUGGACAUUAUGUGCGUGAUAUCAGUGCUUAUGAAGAGUUGGUAGCAAAGCUAAAUUUAUUAAAGGAGGAUAAAUUGAAGCAAAUUGCUGAAAGUAUUGAGAGCAUGAAUCAGAAUAAGGCACCUACAAAACAUAUAGGUAACUACGCAAUUUUAGAGCACCUUGGCAGUGGAGCUUUUGGAAGUGUAUAUAAGGUUAGAAAACAUAAUGGACAAAAUCUUCUGGCAAUGAAAGAAGUCAAUUUACACAAUCCAGCAUUUGGAAAGAACAAAAAAGACAGAGACAGCAGCGUAAAGAACAUUGUCUCUGAAUUAACCAUCAUCAGAGAGCAACUUUAUCAUCCAAAUGUUGUACGGUACUAUAGAACCUUCUUGGAAAAUGACAGAUUGUACAUAGUCAUGGAGCUCAUAGAAGGAGUGCCAUUGGGAGAACACUUUCACUCAUUGAAGGAAAAGCAACAACAGUUUACAGAAGAAAGAAUAUGGCAUAUAUUUAUCCAACUCUGUCUAGCUCUUCGUUAUUUGCAUAAAGAGAAAAGGAUUGUUCAUCGAGAUCUCACUCCAAACAAUGUCAUGCUGGGGGAUAAAGACAAAGUUACAAUUA
Phaethon lepturus (White-tailed tropicbird) is the source of this 1211-nucleotide messenger RNA. It is a transcript of the gene NEK10, whose product is annotated as NIMA-related kinase 10. The transcript has 11 exons. Lineage: Eukaryota; Metazoa; Chordata; Aves; Phaethontiformes; Phaethontidae. The record is from RefSeq and is a predicted model, not a curated record. Gene Ontology annotation, biological process: protein phosphorylation. Gene Ontology annotation, molecular function: ATP binding; protein kinase activity. The annotation marks the transcript as partial.